CGAAAACCGAGCGGUCCGUUUUUUCUUUCUUUUUCUUUGAGCACGGUCCGGUUACCCAUUGCUAUCCUUACACAAAAAAAAAAAAAAAGAAAAAUUGCAGGGAAGGGUUUGCCAAGAGAAGAAAUGGCAGUGAGCUUGGAAGGAGAGAAGGUGAUACUUGUACCCUACAUGGAAGCUCACGUGCCAACGUACCAUCAAUGGAUGCAAGACCCGGAUCUCCUCCACGCAACCGGAUCGGAGCCUCUCUCUCUUGAAGAGGAAUACAAGAUGCAGCUUUCUUGGACCCAAGACCCACUCAAGAGGACUUUUAUUGUGUUGGAUAAGAAGUUGUUAGAAGGAGAGUUUGUUCAUGGAGAUUCCCAUGUGGAAGCCAUGGUAGGCGAUGUAAACAUAUAUAUGAACGACUUGGAUGAUCCCCAAAUGGCUGAGAUCGAGAUAAUGAUAGCUGAACCCAAAAGCCGUGGUAAAGGACUUGCGAAGGAAUCUGUGUUAAUGAUGAUGGCCCACGCUGUCCAGGACCUAGGGAUCCAUCUUUUCCGUGCUAAAAUUGGAGAAUCAAAUGGAGCAUCUCUUAAUAUGUUCCGUAAUUUGGGAUUUGAGGAGGCUUCUUAUAGUAAAAUCUUCAAGGAGGUGACAUUGGAGUUACCAGUGACGAAGUCCAAGCAUGAGGAGUUGCUGAAUUUGAUUGGUAAUGUGGUUACACAUACGCAUCCCUGAAGAGCCAUCUGUUGAUUUUCUCAUAUUACUCACAGGGAACUCUGUCCUGGUAAUUUAUAUCUUGCUAAGAAGUUUUAAGAUUGCUUUCUUGACUUCACAAUGUCACUGAGAAAAACUCCAAUCUCCCUCUUUCUGCUCUACCAUUCAAGUGACCUAUCCUAAGGAUAGGAAUUUCAAUCAUGUUGAAACAUGACAUUGCUAAUUUGUCAUUUCCUGUUUAUAUUUUACCAUGUUUUGGUGUUUUAUUAAUACUAAACUACCUGGAUGAAAUGUUUAAA
Molecule: messenger RNA, 995 nt
Organism: Ricinus communis (castor bean)
Lineage: Eukaryota; Viridiplantae; Streptophyta; Magnoliopsida; Malpighiales; Euphorbiaceae
Product: N-acetyltransferase 9-like protein
Exons: 6
Biological process (GO): protein acetylation
Molecular function (GO): N-acetyltransferase activity
Source: RefSeq, a predicted model, not a curated record